AUGGAUGAUGGGAAAGUUCAACAACUACAAGAAAUGGGAUUCAGCAAAUAUGAUUCCGAAAAUGCAUUGAAGCAAGCAAAUUAUAAUCUUGAAAAUGCAAUAAAUUAUCUAUUUGAGGGAACACUAGCAAAUGAAAACCAUAGACCAGAACCAUUACUUAAUGACAACUAUAACAGCGAUACCGUACAAAUACUGAACCCUCAAGAUAUACCACAUAUUCAUCAAUUGACGACUUACGAAUCAAAUAAUAAUGAUAACAACUGGGGUGAACCAAUUCUUGAAGAAGUUACAUUUUUCAAUGAUCCAAGAGAAUUUGAAAGAAAUAAAUCUAUACCUCCAGCGGUCGUUUCAGUCUCGCAAAAUGGUGGAUGUGUAAGUGCCUUGUUUGUAGUUCUAAGUCAAAUUAGUUAUUUGAAAAAAUUAAUCCUUAGCCAAAAUUUACAACAAGAUUUCACAGAAGAUUGGUACAAUAGUGGUCAACAAAUUACUGAAGAAGGAGGUUUAACUCAAAUUCAAAGAAUUUUUGCAUUUUUCACAAAGUUAAGUGAACGAUCCUUCAUAAGUGCAGAAGGUUUAUGUAAUGCAUUACCCGAGGAAUUGAUAAAUUUACAAGGUGAUAGUUGGGAGGAAUCAUGGAAUCUCGUAGCGGAUUAUUUGAUGCAAGAAGUUAACAAGGAGUUAGAUCAAGAUAUAAGAAGGUUUUUCCUUUCAAAAUUCAGAAUCGACGAGGAUGAUGUAAGAUAUAUGAAAGCUAUUGGGAUUGAAUUUGCAAGUAGAGAUCAUUCAAUUACUGAAACAUUAAAUGAUGUACUAAGUAAAGCAGAAGGGAUGUAUGAGAUAAUGUCACCUAUGUUUGCAAUAGAAUUCCAAGGUACUGAAUAUCCUGAAAGUGCUCGAUCGUUCACUAUUGAAGAAUAUAUAUAUCCAGAACUUUAUUCUUCUAAAUAUCGUCAAUUUAUAGAUGAAAUGGAUUUAACAAAAGUCAAAAGUGCAGAAGAAAGAAAAUUAACAACAUCAAGAAUGAUGUCGUUAACCUCAUUUGAAGGUAAGAAAAUAAGAAGCAUCCUCGAAAAUACAAAAAAUCAUUUACUGAAAAUAGAUAAAGAAAGUUCUGAUGAUAUUUCAAGACUAACAGAAAACAUAGAAACUGAAUAUGCGCAAUUGGGUGAGACUUUACAUAGAGCUAGUGAUAUUUAUGCCAAAUACGACUCAUCUAAUCCCCAAAACAUUUUAAAGUUAAUUGAAGAAGAUGAAACUUUAGAAUCACCAUCAAAAUAUGUAUUAAUUGCAGUAAUGCUAUCUGAAUCACAAUAUUUAUACAGAACUUGUGAAAGUAAUUCAAAUGGACCAAUAUGGAGUGUAUAUGCUAAAAUGGCAAAUGAAUUUAGAACUGAAUAUUUUACUUUUGAAGAUGUGGUAAAUUAUGUUACAGAAGAAUUAAAUCAAACUUCAAAGAAUGUUCUAUUUGUUUAUGCAGACGAAAAAGUUUUAGAAAAUGAAGAAAUUGAAUAUUCGUCUAACUUGGUCGAAUUUUUCAAAAAAGAUAAUGAAUUAAUUAAAGAUCAAAUUGAGGGAUAUGAGGCUGAAGAUAUAAAUAUUGAUGAAAAUGAUAAUGAUAAAGUAAAUGUUUUUGGUGAUUUCAAUGAUGAUAUAAUUGAAACUGAAAAAUUAAUAGAAAAUGACUCAAGUUCAGAUUUAGAAUUAAUCGAUCUCAAGUAG
Lodderomyces jiufengensis is the source of this 1719-nucleotide messenger RNA. RefSeq lists its product as uncharacterized. Lineage: Eukaryota; Fungi; Ascomycota; Pichiomycetes; Serinales; Debaryomycetaceae. Gene Ontology annotation, molecular function: protein binding. Gene Ontology annotation, cellular component: nucleus; cytosol. The transcript has a single exon. The record is from RefSeq and is a predicted model, not a curated record. The coding region runs from base 1 to 1719 and encodes 572 amino acids. Gene Ontology annotation, biological process: protein deubiquitination.